CUUACCUUACCUUCCUGGUUAGAGUCGGAGGAUGGACUAAGGCAGAGUUAGAUGACGAAGUGCAGUCUCUUCACUGUUUACUGAGACAGAGUCAGAGAAAGUGUCAAAGCUUCUGCAAAGUUCAUUUCAGUGGAAAUAGGAGUUAUUUUUAAAGGCACACCGUCAUGAUCUUCAAAUAAGGAAGCUGCUGGCUGAUGUGCUGAGGAAUCUCCAGUUCGUUUUGCGAAUAACCUAUGAAAUAAGGGAGACUGAGGGCAGAAAAAAAAUGGAAAAGAGGAAGAAAGGAGACACGAGGAAGGUUUCCCAUGGCUGUUUGCUGCUUCUGGCCCUGCUCCUAAUCACGGCACUCUCCUCAGCACAGAACACCCUCACAGCCACCUCCCCAGUCAGCACCGCUCCAGCACUGAACCCUGCAGCUGUUAAUUACACUACAUGGCCAGCUAACGUCACGGUGGCUGUGGGGCAGCCGGCGGUGUUUCGCUGUGGGGUUCCCAGCGCCUCUCCAAACCUCACAUUCACCUUCUACAGGAGUCAGCACAUAUACAACCUCACCUGCCCUUAUGGCCAAGUGGAAGCUGUCCCCCAGGCUCUCGGAAGUUGUGAUAUGAAGAACGGAGAGUCGUUGGCUGUGUGGACCCUCUGGGGAACUUCUCUCUCUGAUGAUGGCGCACAAGUCGUAUGUCAGCAGCGCAGUGGUCCGGACGCACCUGCUGCUUUCCUGCAUGUUUACAGCAUUGGCAAUGUUGGCACUAGUUACACCACUCUCAUUGGCUGUACUAUCGGGGGCUUCUUUGGAACCCUGUUGGUGUUUGGUGUGUUGUUCCUUAUGCUGUGGAAAUCUGAGACCUUCCAGAGGUGCUACAGGGGAAAGGAAGCAGAAGAGGAUAUGAACACAAUGGUAACAAAGGAGUGAGAUUCUUUGAGCAAUGAUGAAAAUGCUGCUUAGUAAAUACUGUAUACCCAGAGCAGCUGGGCUCUAUUCUCUAUUGAAAUCCUUUGUCAAAUCUAAGUGAAGCUGCUGUCUGAAACGUCUGAUCUACUCUAACCCUUGAAAUCUAUUCUUGUUCUGCCCUCAGUAACUGAACCUCACACACAUUAUCUGCAGCAUGACGGUGUAUUAUAUAGUACAGAGUACUUCAAAUAAUUCACCAAAAAUAAUUUGCCACAUAUGCACACAAGCAUGCAUUAUUACAUGUUUCAUGAUGUUGGUGUAAACAGCAACUACGUGUUAUGAAAGUGCCGAGUAAGCAAUCAUUAAAACCUUGCGUGCGGACAGGCAGCAGAUAAAUGAGGAAUAGGAGAGAAGAUGCUGCACAGGACAUAUGAUUACAUCACUAUGCAAACAAACUGCUGGAGGUACUGUAACUCAGUAGAACAUGUGUGUGUAAUACCAGGUUACUACACUUUCCCAGUUUGUCCACUUGAGGGAAGCACUUACUGUAGAAAUAACAAGCCGACCAUUUGUGCAACCACACACAGGAAUAUUCACAUUAAACAUAACUGUAAAUAACAAACACUAAAACAACCAUUUCUGUUCCACUUGAGGCUUAGUCAGUGAUGUAUGUUAGUAAGCACUCAUUUCCAUUGUGAAGUAAAUUGCCCUAAUGUUUGUGGUCACACAGUCAUUGAAUUUGCAUAAAGGCAAAGCACGGUAGCUCUUUGUUCCAUAGUUACUAAAGGUAAACACAGGGACAUGUUUGUUUUUUAAGGCUUUCAUUGUUGUUGUUUGUGCACUGUUCUCUGCCUUUUUGUUUCUUAUGAUACAUUAUUGUAACAUGUUUGUUUCUUCUUUGUGUGUGCUUGUGCAUGUGUGUUGUCCAUUGACCCUGGAUAUAAAAUCACUUGCAAAUUUAAGUUUGCUUUUAGUUUGUGGCCCAUGACCAAAUAAAAGUGAAAUGAAUUCAAAACAGUAGGCCUACCUGGGUGUCCUUAAGUCUUUGAAAGGCAGG
Monopterus albus (swamp eel) is the source of this 1949-nucleotide messenger RNA. RefSeq lists its product as uncharacterized. Lineage: Eukaryota; Metazoa; Chordata; Actinopteri; Synbranchiformes; Synbranchidae. The record is from RefSeq and is a predicted model, not a curated record. Bases 266 to 913 code for a protein of 215 amino acids. The transcript is spliced from 6 exons.